This is a messenger RNA of Phoenix dactylifera (date palm), 827 nucleotides long. RefSeq names its product NADH dehydrogenase [ubiquinone] 1 beta subcomplex subunit 8, mitochondrial-like. The record is from RefSeq and is a predicted model, not a curated record. Lineage: Eukaryota; Viridiplantae; Streptophyta; Magnoliopsida; Arecales; Arecaceae.
CCCCUGGUUACCAAAAAAAAAAUAAAAAAACAAAAAAAAAAACAGCGGACCCCUGAGACGAGGUCUCCUCCGCUUCUCUUUCCUCGGAGUAGAAGCAGCGAGAGAGAAGAAAAGAAGCAGCGAGAGAAAGAAGGGCGAAAAGCAACGAAAUGGCGGGAAGACUGAGCAGCUUGGGAUCUCGAAUCAUGGGAGGCAACGGCGUGGUGGGGCGAUCCCUGGCCUCCUCCCUCCGCACCCGCUCCGGCAUGGGCCUCCCCGUCGGCAAGCACAUCGUCCCCGACAAGCCCCUCCCGACUCACGACGAGCUGGUAUGGGAUAAUGGAACCCCAUACCCGGAGCCCUGCAUAGAUCGCCUCGCCCCCACCAUCGGGAAGUAUGAGGCAUUGGGGUGGUUGUGCGGAGGCCUGAGCUUUUUCGCUGUGAUCGGGUUGCUGACGGUGUGGAAUGACAAAGCAUCAAAGAUACCCUAUACCCCAAAAGUCUAUCCAUACGACAACCUGCGUGUCGAGCUUGGUGGAGAGCCAUAGGAGCAUCCUUGAAAGGUUCAAUUUAGUACCUGAUAUCGUGCUGUUGCUUCUUGUUUACAAGUGCUUCCUAUCAACUAAAAUAAAAGAAAUAAUGGAUUAUGUGCAGUGCUUGGUUUGUAUUUCAUUGUCUUGACGAGAUGACUUGUGCAUUUCCCUUUUCUGAUUAUGAAAUUUGUUAAAAAAGGCUGCAUUUUCAGUGCCCUAUAGCGUAGCCUGCAAUUAGGCUUUUCUCAUUUCUAUAAAAUCCCACACAUUAAAUUCCACCAACAUGGGAAUGAUCUCAUAUUGCAAUUUGCACUU